CGGUCGGCCUGAGCCUGUAGGGGGAUCCGUGUAUCGCGCUCCCGCUUGGCCUCCGGUGUGCCGCCCGACCGAGGAGUCCACAGCACACUCUAUCCGCAUCAGGAUACAGAUGGCUACGCCAGAGAGUUCUGACCAGGACCCUCUUUCUCCCGAUGAAAUACAGCCCCCGCUCACAGAUGAUGAGGAUGACGGAGACCAAAUUUCGGAUCAGGAACUGGAUAAAGAGGAGGAUCGGAUGAGAAUAGAGCCACAAGAAAUCCUUUCUCCAAGCCCCGACAGACAUUCUGAUGAAGAUGUGAAGGAGAUCAGUUCUCCUAAGCCUGAUUCUAGGCAUUCAGACGAAGAAGACCAUCUGAGUGAGUCAAAGUCCCAGGACUCGGAUAAUGAGCAGAUCCCAGAUGACCCGACCUCCCCCGAUCACAACGAAGAGGAGGAAAGAGCCGCGGAUCUACACGAUGAGGCCUCCUCCGUGACGCGAGAACUGGAUGAACAUGAACUGGACUAUGACGAGGAGGUGCCAGAAGACCCAACGGGACCCGCUCAAGAGGAGGAAGCCGAGAAACUGGCAGCUGACGAUGAAGAGGACAAGGAAAAAGAAGACUCUCCUACAGAUGACAAGAAGCCAAAUGGAAAAGAAGACCAGAAGGACGACGCUGAAGCCCAAAAAGAUAAAAAGGAGGAUGAUGACGGAGAAAUGGAUGAAGGCGAAAUAGAUGACGACGAUCUGGAAGAAGGAGAAGUGAAGGACCCCAACGAGAGAAAGACCAGACCGAGACUCACCUGCCGAUUCUUCAUGAAGGGUAACUGCACGUGGGGUAUGAACUGCCGCUUUAUCCAUCCCGGGAUGAACGAUAAAGGGAAUUACUCUCUCAUCUCCAUGCCGGACCCUUUUUCUUCAAACGGCACUCCUCAGCCUGUGACCCUUCCCUUGGUACCUCCAAACCCUUGGGGAGUUCCUGGCACGGAUGAGCUGCUUCCUCCACCUGUAGCAGAGCCCCCCGCGGAAAGCGCUUGGGAGAGGGGACUCCGGCAAGCAAAGGAGGUCCUAAAAAAAGCCACAAUGCGCAAAGAGCAGGAGCCCGACUUUGAAGAGAAGCGUUUAACGGUGACGAUAGGCGAGGACGAACAAGACUUCGACAAAGAGAACGAUUACUUCAGAGACUGGAAUUACAGAGUAACCAGAGAAGUCCGCGAAACUGGUACCGCCGACCCCUAUGCGGAUCCGUACUAUGACAUGGAAAUGGAUCGGUUCUGGCGUGGCGGCCAGUAUGAGAAUUUCAGAGUACAGUACACAGAGACUGAGCCGUAUCGAUAUCGAGAGAGAGAGCGUGAAAAGGAUAGAGACAGACAGCGGGACCGAGAGAGGGAACGCGAAAGGGACAGAGACAGGGAGCGCCGCCAGCGGGAAAGAGAGCGGGAGAGGGAGCGAGAAAGGGAAAAGGAGCGUCAGAGGCGGAAAGAAGAGUACGAGCGAGAGAGGACCAAAAAGGAUGAAAAGGACCGACAAAAAGACAGAGAGAAGGAAAAGGAGAAGGACAAAGAGAAGACCAAGAUAAAGUCUCCGCUCCUUCCCAGCCGUCCAAAUGAAGCGCCGAAGAAGGAGGCUCCGUCCCCAGCCUUGGCCGCCGUGAAUCCAGCUGCUCCAGCGGUAACCGCUGCCCCGACGGCCGCUGGUCCAGCGCAGGUUAAAAGAGCCGAUGAGUGGAAGGACCCGUGGCGGCGAUCCAAGUCCCCGAAGAAGAAGCUCGGUGCCUCCGCGUCACCAAGCCGAGGGAGAAGACGACGGCGAGUAUCUGGCUCGUCCGAUUCCGGAUCCAAUUCAUCGAGAUCAUCUUCUCAUUCUUCCUCGUAUUCUGGUUCGGGGUCCUCGCGUUCUCGAUCAUCCUCUUACAGCUCUUAUUCCAGUCAUUCUUCUCGCCAUAGCUCAUUUUCUGGAAGCAGAUCCAGGUCCCGAUCAUUCUCCUCUUCCCCGUCACCGGCCCCACUUAAAGGUCCCCCCAAGACCAAAGGAGAAGCUGCAUCUGUUACAGUGAAGGGGGAGAAGCAAAAUGCCAAGAAGCCAGCACCUGCCACCGCCCCGGCUGCAACCGCGAAACCUCCGAAGACCGUCCCGGAGCAGGCGAAACCCAGCGGGGAGAAGAGAGUCGGCCGGCAAAAAGAGACCAAGAGGAAAGCUCCACCAAGAAGACGGACAGUGAGCGGCAGUAUAAGCGGCAGCGUCAGCAGCUACAGUGGCUCCAGUUCCAGGUCUCAGUCUGGUUCCCGCUCCCUGUCCAGAUCUUCGCGUUCCACAUCUGCCUCCGUUUCACCCUCUCUUUCUGCGUCUCGGAAAUCCAGGUACGUCGAGCGUGGCUGUCCCAUUGGUCGGCGUAGGGGAGUGCAAUGCGAUUGGAUCUUGGUUAAUUACUUUUUACAGUACAAACGAGCUCUAUGUAUUCAUACAGCAAACUCACAAAGGUCUUUUUUUUUUCUUCCCUAUUUUCCUCCUGGUGACCCAACAAUCAGGAAAUCAAGAUCGCUCAGCGUCAGCAGUGUCUCGUCCGUCUCCAGCAUGUCGUCCAGCAGCAGCUCGGUGCGCAGCGCCGAUUCCGACGACAUGUACGCCGACCUGGCCAGCCCCAUCUCCUCCGCCAGCUCCCGCUCUCCGACCCCGGCCCAAGCCAAGAAGGAGAAAGCUACAGGUGAGAAGAAAAAGACUGAAGAGCCACGUGCAAAAGACGAGAAGCGCACACGUGACGCGGCUGCGCAGCCUCCCAAAACCGCCCCGGCAAAAGUCCCUAAGCUGCCGACCAGUAACAAAUCCAACCCGCAGGGUCCUGCUCCAACACCGGCCCCCAGCGGCUUCAGCGCACACAAGGACAUCAAACUGACGCUGCUGAACAAGGCCACCGAUAAAGGGAGUAGGAAGCGCUAUGAACCAUCGGACAAGGAGAGGCAGGAGUCUCCGCCUGCCAAAAAAGCAGCUCUUUCACCCGACAGAGCAAUCAGAGAUCGGAAGCCGGUUGGCAAACCUCCUUCGCCAAGGUCGGACCGCCAGAGAGCACCGAUCGCCAAACCUUCGCCCAAUCAGACAGACAGGAAACGUCCUCUGUCCCCACCUCCAAAAAGCUCGAGCAAAGUCACCAGUAUCCCUGGAAAAGGUCCCGAGGCCGUGCCGCCGGGCGCCUCCGCCAAAGGGAGCAAACCGAGCACGCUGUCCCGCAGAGAGGAGCUCCUGAAACAACUCAAAGCUGUGGAGGACGCCAUCGCGCGCAAGAGAGCCAAAAUCCCCGGCAAAGUAUAGCGCUGCCCCCCGCGCAGGUGGAAAGAGACUCUCGGUUUUAUACGUUCCGUUUGAGCGUGAAUACAGCCGUGGUGGAUUUGGGGGGCCGUGUCAUCGCCCCUCUUACCAUCUCCUUUAUUCUGGCCACCCCUGCUUUAGAGGACAUUUCCAGUAAGAGCCCGGUUUACAAACUUCUCUACCCAGUAUUCUGGUUGGACCAGACAAGAGGCAACUUUUAGCGGAAAGAAAGAAGACGAGGAGAUUAAAAUAUUAAAAUCUUAUUUGACGUGGUUUUGCCCUCUCCUGCUGUUUAUGAAUGUGUCCAGUUUUUUUGUUUUUAGUUUUUUUUUUUUCUUUUCUUUCCUAUGAAUUUUUUUUGUAGUUUCUCAGGCAGUCUUCGCUGUUAAAAAAAACAGUGAGCCGAGUCCCAGAAUUGGGUUUUACUCACCCCCUGAAUGCUGUCCCAAUCCGAACUUCAAAAAAAAAAAAAAACCCAGAAAAAAACCUAUAAAUAUAUAAAUAUUUUUCUCGAUUGGUUCUUGGUCGAGAAUUAUGCGUUUUUAUUUUUAAGGAAUAGGUUGUUUUAGUUGGGAAGGAAAGUGGGGGGCAUUAUUUAGUAACACACAUUAAAGCCAGUGCAUUGCUGUCUCUUGGGGUGUUUCUGUAGACAUGGGACAUUUUUGGGGGACACAGCAUACCCCCGGAAUAAAGUAUUUUGAUAAAACCUC
Molecule: messenger RNA, 3990 nt
Organism: Spea bombifrons (plains spadefoot toad)
Lineage: Eukaryota; Metazoa; Chordata; Amphibia; Anura; Pelobatidae
Gene: ZC3H18
Product: zinc finger CCCH-type containing 18
Exons: 18
Coding region: 110-3283 (1057 amino acids)
Molecular function (GO): metal ion binding
Source: RefSeq, a predicted model, not a curated record